Phlebotomus papatasi is the source of this 1641-nucleotide messenger RNA. RefSeq names its product aquaporin-11 (gene AQP). The record is from RefSeq and is a predicted model, not a curated record. Gene Ontology annotation, cellular component: cytoplasm. The coding region runs from base 671 to 1477 and encodes 268 amino acids. The transcript has 6 exons. Lineage: Eukaryota; Metazoa; Arthropoda; Insecta; Diptera; Psychodidae. Gene Ontology annotation, molecular function: channel activity.
UCUGUUGUAUUUGUGAAUGAAGAGUUGCCUCUUGCAUUUGGAAGAGAUCAGUCUGAUACUCUGGAUUACUACAGAAUUGAGCAGUUUUUUUUUUAUUAUUGGAUAGAUUAGACAGAGAUAGUAGUUCUCGGAGAGUGUGUGGCUUUUGUGAUUCUUUCUCCUAAGCACAAUAUUUUGCAAACAAAUCUCUUCAACAAGUACUUCUCGCAGCAGCACAGAGAGCGAGAAGGUGAUCUAAAUAUAAUUUUCAUGAGAUCAACCAUGUCAGUCUGCUUGGCUAACGUGAGGUGCAAGCCAGCUGAUGAAUUUCCUCCUGCGAAAGUGCAAUUUGCCAGACUGGUGACAAAAAAAAAUUAUCAAGUCAAAUAGUGAAGCAAAUAUGAUAAAAUGUGAUUAAUGAUUUAUGUGAAUUUAGGUGGAAGAAAUUUUUUGUCGUGCAUCUGUGUGUCUGUUUGUUAAGUGUGUUACGCAACGAAGUGGAUGUGAAAGAAUUUAUUUAAAAAUCAACUCAGAAGAGGCCCACAAGGUGUAUUUUAAUCAGUGACAACAUUAGCAUAAUAUCCAGUUAGACCAAGACAAGGCAGCGGCUAUUGUUAAUUUUUUUAUAAUUUACGUUUAAAAUUUUCGUUGCGCGACUGUGUGACGCUGCCCGAAUUGAUUGAGCCGGAGCAUGUCUCUGUCAUCACUUCUGGUCAGCACGGGGUACAUGGGCUUAUCCUGUGCCCUGGCACAGACAGCCCGCAAACUCUCCGGACGGGUGGUCAAGGAGGGUCUGGUACAGGAGUUAUUCUUGGAAGCAAUUGCAGCUGCUGAACUCUGUGCAUGUUGUUUCGAAUUAAUUAUUGUUGCCGACAAUUUCGGAGUGGCCACAUAUGCCAUUUUCCUGUUCCUCCUGACAAUCUGGUGGGCACAAGUUUGGGGUGAUGCCACAGCAUGUCCCUAUACUCAUAUGGAAGACAUGGUGGAGGGAAAGACGUCACCGAGAAAUGUAGCUCUCAAGACGUGGGCUCAACUUAUGGGAGGAUGCUGUGUAUUUCGUUUCGUGCAAGUUCUCUGGUGGCUGGAACUGGCGUCCACUCAUGAGGGAAGAGCUUUUGCUGAAUGCACAGCAGAUCUUCAGGUCAAUCCAUACCUUGGAGCUAUAAUUGAGGGUAUUGCAACUCUUCUCUGUCGUCUGGCAUCCAAGUCCCUGAGUGAGCUGGGCCCCAAACAUGCUCCAUUGAUUGAUUCCUUCAUCGGAACGAGCCUCGUUGUGGCCGUUGUUUCUAAAAUUUUAGCAUUCAACUUCUCCGGAGGAUACUUCAAUCCCGUCCUGGCUACGGCACUCAAAUGGGGCUGUUCUGGACACACCAACAUUGAGCACAUAAUUGUGUAUUGGAUUGGAUCCUGUGGAGGAGCACUGAUGUCUGUGCCAGUAUUCAAACUACCCACUGUACGCAAUCUCCUGGUGGGAGACACCAAAGCCAAAGAAGAGUAACCAAGGAAUACCCAAAAUGCCUUAAAAAAAAAUUCUUGGGAAGAUCCAGAAAAGAAUACUCGAAAAUUUUUAUGAAUUUUUAUUACAUGUUCCCGGAGACAAUAAAUUUCUCAUUGUAAUUGCAGCAAUAAUUUUAAAUAAAAAUUAAAUUAUUUUCACUGUUA